GCAAAUUCUGAGCAGGGAUGGGGUUCUCGGCAACCUGCUCCUGGAAGUGGAUGGUCUGCUGGAAAAAAUGGAUGGGGAGGAAGCAACAGUGAGGACAUAGAGCCUCCCAAAGGCCCUGGGGGCUGGGAUGGCUCAGGAAACAAAGCUUCCUCUAGCUGGGGGGAUGUAGGACAGAAUGAUGUUGGAUCUUGGAGUAAUGGGGCUAGCUCAAACUCAGCCUCUCGAACUGGCUGGGAAGAGAAUAAAAGGUCCCAAGGUGGAGGUACUUGGGGAGACACAGCCAGGGCUCCAGUUCCUUGGAAUAAGCAACAGGAAGCUACACAGGCUGCUCCAUCUUCUGGCUCCUGGGGUUCACAAGCUCCUCCACCUCCUGGAAAUGGUAGACAGCCACCCAACCCUGGUUGGAAGGGUGGCCCUACACCAACUGUGUCCAAGGAUGAAGAACCAAGUGGCUGGGAGGAACCAUCACAGUCAUCCAUCAGCCGUAAAAUGGACAUUGACGAUGGUACUGCAGCUUGGGGGGAUCCUAAUAGUUACAAUUACAAGAAUGUUAGCUUGUGGGACAAAAAUGCGCAAGGAACCCCUGCACAGAUGCCACGGGAGCAAGGAAUGCCUGGAACUAUAGCCAGCAAAGGAGCACCAUCAGUUUGGGGAAAAAAUAAGGGUCCCCCAGCUGACAAUGGCACUGCAGCUUGGGGUGAGCCAUCUGAACCUGCUUCUGGAUGG
Molecule: messenger RNA, 726 nt
Organism: Staurois parvus
Lineage: Eukaryota; Metazoa; Chordata; Amphibia; Anura; Ranidae
Source: the annotation of a GenBank genome assembly